Molecule: messenger RNA, 1484 nt
Organism: Melampsora larici-populina 98AG31
Lineage: Eukaryota; Fungi; Basidiomycota; Pucciniomycetes; Pucciniales; Melampsoraceae
Exons: 5
Coding region: 61-1269 (402 amino acids)
Source: RefSeq, a predicted model, not a curated record
CAAAGCGGUGAUGGGUCCCUGAAUUAUCCAAUUCCACGUUGGUGAAAUCAAUCUUCUAACAUGGGAACAUCAGGUCGAUCCAUACCAUGUAUAGGCUCUCAACACAAGCCUAAACGUCAGCGUGCCGACACUCAAGCUACCAUCGAAAAAGCGGAACGGGAUCAAGCUCAAAAGGAAUGGGGUCAGCGUAAGUGUGAAUCCAUCAGCCACGCCCUCAAUGAUCCGUCUCGAAAUUCGGAACAUACCGCCAAUCUGGAUCCUAUCAAUCAACAGCAAGAAGCUCCGGAAAUUAUGCACAACGACUUCAAUUAUUCUGGAUUCCCUGAUGAAGAUGAGCGCGAUCAAGAGCUGUUUCAAGAUUUGGGUCAAGAGUCAGAUCAAGAAGAAAUGCACACAUAUGUACGGUAUUUUUCCAGAGAUACUUACAAACAUCAAAAAAUCCAAGAGGACAUACAUUGGAAAUCAACAAUGCAAAGGGUCUUUAUUGCUUUCAUGAAGGCUGUCAAGCAAACAUCCAAUGGCGGUGAUCAUUCACUUUGGGAUCAUAAUUUCAACACUGUCGAGAUCUGCUCAUGUGGACCAAGUCGUAAGCGUACUCGGCUGGUCGACACAGUCGAUUUGUUGUAUCGUAGACAACUCAAAGUCGAGUUCUGCAGCUGCACACCGGAUCAAGUUCGUCUUCUCAAUCAAGGAUACUUUGGGGCAUCCCCAAAAACUCCUGAGACUGCUUUUUCGUUGAGACUCCUUCGGUUGUAUCAUCUUGCUUGGAAAUACUGCCAUUCGAAUAUUCAACCCUUUUCUCUCAUGAUCGACGAAUUUCUCGAUGCAUUCAAUCCUCAGCUGUUAGUGCCUGGAACUUACGAGCCUCGCCUCUGGCGAAAACCCCUUGCGUCAGCUGUAUAUUACUAUCGCCAGAUACUCAAGAUGAUUGAGGAUCUCGAGGCUCAGAGCCUGAAUCUUACCCCAUUGGAGAAACUUGCGUGCAAUUGUCCAAGAUGUUUCGGUCCAGCAGGAUGUUCCCCUAUCAAGAAAGGCCCGCAAUACAUCGUUUGUGUUGAUGAUGAAGUUGCACGUUGGGAACCUCAACAGUCAGGUAAUGGAAGGACUGAAGUCCCUCUGGACCCAUGCACAACUCAACACACAGCUGCAGAAGACCGAAGAGAUGGUUCAAGCUGGCGAGGCAGCGAAGAAACUGGUCUGAUCGGUCUGGCAUGCCGACACGACCACAUGCUCAAGAUAGUCAAUGUGAUCCGAAGUGGUGAAAAGUGAAUUACUCUUUUCAUUUUCAGGUCUCUUAUUGAUUUAAUCUUGUAUACAGAGCAUAUUUUGUGCAUGCCUUGCUGGGAUUUCUCUUCGAAGCGGUCAUGGAAGCUUGUACAGAUACCAACAAAGCGGGUGUGGGUGUUCUGUAUGAUAUAGGAUGUACUAUGGAGAAAGGAGUAAUCAGAGUGAGAAUUUAUUUGCGUAAAUAUCCUUGCCAACUC